AUGCCCUCCGCACUCAUCCUCAUCGCCGACGGCACCGAAGAGAUCGAGUUCGUAACCCCCUACGACGUUCUCACACGCGCAGGCAUCACAGUCCGCUCCGCAGGCGUGAAUCUCAAGAACGAGCAGUUCGCCGUCUGCUCCCGCAACGUCAAGAUCCUGCCGGACGCGCCGAGUCUGGACGAGAAGCUGCGAGCCGAAGAGUUCGAUGCGCUGAUACUACCCGGAGGCGCGCCGGGCGCGAAGGCGUUUUGCGAUUCGAAGACUGUGCUACAGUUGUUACGGGAUUUCAGGGAGAAGGGGAAGCUGGUGGGGUGUAUCUGCGCAGGGACGACGGCGCUGGUGAAAAGUGUAGAGACUGAGGGAGGGGAGAGGAAUAAAAGGGUGAAGGUGACGAGCCAUCCGAGUGUCAAGGAGGGUAUUGUGGGGAAAGGAUGGGACUAUAGUGAGGAGAGGGUUGUGGUUGAUGGGGGAGUUGUUACGAGUAGGGGGCCUGGCACUGCUAUGCUUUUCGCGCUGACUAUCGUGGAACAACUUUGUGGGAAGGAGAAGAGGGAGGAGAUAACGGGUCCGAUGAUCUGUGCGGAAACAUUGUAG
Molecule: messenger RNA, 594 nt
Organism: Coniosporium apollinis CBS 100218
Lineage: Eukaryota; Fungi; Ascomycota; Dothideomycetes
Exons: 2
Coding region: 1-594 (197 amino acids)
Biological process (GO): guanine deglycation, glyoxal removal; protein deglycation, glyoxal removal
Cellular component (GO): cytosol; nucleus
Molecular function (GO): protein deglycase activity
Source: RefSeq, a predicted model, not a curated record